AUGAGUGCCAGCGGACUCGAGGUCCACCGUAAUCCAGGUACCCAGCUGUUGAUCAAGGACAGCACAGUGACCGGCAUGCUCGAGACUGACGUGGACAGAGUGGGCGUGGAUGCAGACGGUGUGGACAUUGAUGUGGAUGCAAAUGACGUGGACGUGGACACAGAUGACAUGGACGCAGACGCAGACGGUGUGAACAUGGACGCAGACGAUGUGGACGUGGAUGCAGACGAUGUGGACGUGGACGCAGACGAUGUGGACGUGGACGAGUGGACAUUGGACAGCUCAGGGACAGCCGCAGACAACAUGGAUGACGUAGCCAGCGCCGACGGGGCCGCUGACACUACAGAUUCAGAGCAAAGGGACGUUGACGAUACUGUACCAGAAGAGAGGCGAGGAACGGUCAUACCUGUUGAUGUACCCAUUGGCCCUGAAUGA
Molecule: messenger RNA, 435 nt
Organism: Trametes versicolor FP-101664 SS1
Lineage: Eukaryota; Fungi; Basidiomycota; Agaricomycetes; Polyporales; Polyporaceae
Exons: 3
Coding region: 1-435 (144 amino acids)
Source: RefSeq, a predicted model, not a curated record